CUCCGACCUUCACAGGCGUGCGCGAUGGUUUCGCGUGCGAGACUUGGCUCACCCAGGUUCGGCGUUUUUUUCGCGAUGCAAACCGCACUGUCACCGCUAUUGCCUACCUGGGUGAAGCUGGCCUCCUGUGGUGGGACGGCCAAUACCGUUCGGACGACACCGACUGGCUCGACUUCGAGAAGGCUUUCCGCGAGGAGUUCCGCCCUGCUGGUUUCCAUGACCACAUACGAGCAUUGCUAUUCUCCAUCAAGAUGA
Messenger RNA from Gamsiella multidivaricata, 255 nucleotides. RefSeq lists its product as uncharacterized. Lineage: Eukaryota; Fungi; Mortierellomycota; Mortierellomycetes; Mortierellales; Mortierellaceae. The coding region runs from base 25 to 255 and encodes 76 amino acids. The transcript is spliced from 2 exons. The record is from RefSeq and is a predicted model, not a curated record.